AUGGUUCUGGCUAAAUCCAAAAACUCCGUGGGACUGGGUGCCAGUCUCAUGAACGAUCGGUUCGGAAAGGGCAAAGCAUCGAAUCAGAAGAAGGUCUCUCACAACAACGCCAUUCAGCGCACAGGUGUCAAUGGCGAAACCUACGUCACCAACGAGGCUAAGGAGGCCUCAUGGGUCAAAAUGCGCAGUAUCACUGAACAGGCUGCCCUCGACGAAUUCCUGAGCACCGCCGAAUUGGCCGGUACCGACUUUACCGCUGAAAAAAUCAACAACGUGAAGAUUAUCCACUCCGAUCAGAAGAACCCCUUCCUCCUAUCGGCCAGCGACGAGAAGAAGGCAUACAAGAAGCAUCAGGAGAACAAGGCUCGACUGACUGUUCCCCGACGACCCAAGUGGGACCAGAACACCACUCGCCAUGAACUCGAACAGAUGGAGAAAGCGAGUCUUUUGGACUGGAGGCGAGGUUUGGCCGAGUUGAUCGAGAACCACGAUCUGCUGAUGACUCCAUUCGAGCGCAACUUGGAAGUGUGGCGCCAGUUGUGGCGUGUUAUUGAGCGAUCCGAUCUUGUUGUUCAGAUUGUCGACGCCCGAAACCCGUUGCAGUUCCGUUCGGAGGAUCUGGAGAGCUACGUGAAGCAGAUCGAUCCUCGGAAGCAAAACUUGUUGUUGGUUAACAAGGCAGAUAUGUUGUCUUUGAAGCAAAGACAGGCCUGGGCUACUUACUUUGAGAAAAACAACAUCAACUUCCGUUUCUUCUCGGCUCACCUCGCCAAGGAGAAGAACGAGGCCCUCGCCUUGUUGGAGGAGCAAGAAGCUAACUCUGAUUCUGAUUCCGAACUUGCCAAGUCCGCUCAAAAGAUCAAUGUGAACGUACACCCCGAGGAAGAUGAUGGAUAUAAGAAGGAGGACACAGUGGAAGCAGAGAUUGCUAAGCUUGCCGACCCCGAGCGUUCGCUUGGACCUCACAUUUUGGACACCGAUGAGCUUGAACAGCUCUUCCUGGCCAACUCCCCGGAAACGCUUCCUUCCACCACCGAGGAUGGCGAGCCGACCAAGCCAAAGACUACAAUCGGUCUGGUCGGUUACCCUAACGUUGGUAAGUCUAGUACUAUCAACGCCCUUCUGGGUGCCAAGAAGGUAUCUGUCUCUGCCACUCCCGGUAAGACCAAGCACUUCCAGACUCUAUACCUCUCUCCAGAGAUCAUGCUGUGCGAUUGUCCCGGUCUCGUAUUCCCCAACUUUGCUACCACCAAGGCCGAGUUGGUCGUCAACGGUGUGCUGCCCAUCGACCAGCAGCGCGAGUUUACCGGCCCCGCCGGUAUCGUUGCCAAGCGUAUCCCCAAGCACUUCUUCGAGCAAGUGUAUGGUGUGAAACUCAGAAUGCGCCCCAUCGAAGAGGGCGGUACUGGUGUCCCUACCGCCAGUGAGAUUCUGCGCGCCUAUGCUCGCGCUCGUGGCUUCUCCACACAAGGUCUGGGUCAGCCCGACGAGUCCCGCGCUGCCCGUUAUGUGCUGAAGGACUACGUCAACGGCAAGCUCCUCUGGGUCAACCCUCCCCCGGUGGCUGACAACGAGACACCGUAUGACCCCGCUGAGUUCAAUAACGAGCUCUACGACAUCGCCCAUCUCCCUGAAAGACGCCGGGCUCAGAUCACACAAGCCAAAAUCGGCAAGCCCGCAGCUCCUCAGGAAACCGCGGACGAUCUCGACUCAGAGAAAAUGUCGGACCCCAAUCACAUUGCCGUCGAGCCAGAGCUUGGUCGCACCUCUCGCAACCUCGACACCGGCUUCUUCGGCUCAGAGACCGGCCCCUCUGCCGGCCGCAUGACCCUCCCCUUCCAGGCGCAGUACACCAAGCAGGGUGAGGAGAUGCGCAAGGCACCAACGGGUCGCAAAGAGCGCAUGAUGAUCGCGCUUGAGCGCGGCGUUGACGUCUCUGAGGUCAAGGGUGGAAAUUCCAAGAAGCACUUCAAGGGCAACAAGCGCCGGGCCAAGGGCAAACGCAACAACCCUGAAGAUGACGACUACUAA
Messenger RNA from Penicillium soppii, 2031 nucleotides. Its product is annotated as ribosome biogenesis GTPase LSG1. Gene Ontology annotation, molecular function: GTP binding; GTPase activity. The record is from RefSeq and is a predicted model, not a curated record. Gene Ontology annotation, biological process: ribosomal subunit export from nucleus. The transcript has a single exon. Gene Ontology annotation, cellular component: cytosol. NCBI's taxonomy places the organism in Eukaryota, Fungi, Ascomycota, Eurotiomycetes, Eurotiales, Aspergillaceae. The coding region runs from base 1 to 2031 and encodes 676 amino acids.